Messenger RNA from Paramecium primaurelia, 2224 nucleotides. Lineage: Eukaryota; Ciliophora; Oligohymenophorea; Peniculida; Parameciidae. The record is from the annotation of a GenBank genome assembly.
AUGUACAUUCUAUAAAUCAUCAAUGCAACUUUAGAAUGCACUAGAGCCCCCAUUUUGAAUCUUAUUUUACUUUUAAUAAGCUUAACUAUUAGUCUAUUCUAAAUAGUACUUUUGACAAAAUAUAAUAACUUGAAUAUUUAUACUCAAUUUGCAAUAAAUAUUAUGAGUGUAUUUGCUAAACAAAAUGAUCAAUUCAUGAUAUUAUAAUCACUAGUUGGAUUUACACUUUUUAUGUAAAUUGAUUAAAUAAGAUGGCAAUUUAAUAUCCUUGCUUGUUCAAGUAGUAUUGGAAAAUUAUCAUAGUCCAUGUAACCCUAAUCUGUAUAUAUUCAUAAAAUAAUGAAGUCCAAUCUUAUUUGAUGACAAUAUUCAAUAUUAUAAUACUUACUUAUUUUUCUUGGGCUGUUAAAGAGUAAAAUAGAUAAAAAGAAUAAAAUUAAGGAUCUUUACUGACAUCUCGUAUGCCUAAUACAAUUAAAUCACUUAUUUCUUUAGAGGAUAUACAUUUUAUAGAAUAAAAAGCUAUUGUUCUUGAUAAUACAUCUAUUCUUGAAGUGAGAUCUUUUGCUAAUGAUCUUAGAGAUAUUUUAAUUAAAGAUGAUAUUUCUGAAGAUAAUUUUUUAGAUCAUAUGAAAAUACUCAAAGUAGACAAACAAACUUAAAAAGACUUAAAUUAAAAAAUAAAAGGAAUUAGUAUCCGUUAACUUAUAAGCAAAUGUUAAAUUUUACAAAAGACAACAUAGAUAAUAAUAAUAAAAACUAAUUUUAUAUAAUUAGAAUAUUAUUAGAUAAAAUUGUAUUUUGAAAGAGAUGUGAUUAUUUUAAAGUUUGAAGAAAUUAAAGAGUUUGCCAAAUAUAUUAAAAAAAAUUCAUGUUAUGCAUUAAUGAAUAAAUUAUUUUAAUCCUUUAGUCAUGAGUUUGGAACAUUAUUGAAUUAAAUAGCUUUAAAUGCAUAGAACGGUUUUGCCUAAUUUCCAUCUAUGAAGGAAUAAUUUGAUUCGAUUUAUAAUUGUGUAGUUAUGAUGAAUAAUAUGGUUAAAGAUUUAAAGGAUUUUCAUUAAUUACGUAGUAAAACAUUUUAAUUAGAAAUUGUUGAUGUGAAUAUUGAUAAUAUUUUUUAUGAACUUCAAAACUUAUUCAAAUAAUAAUCAACAUAAAAAAAGAUAUCCUUAGUUUUAGUGAAUAAAGUAUAUAUCAACUUUAAAUAAGAUGAAUAAAGAAUUAAAUAAAUACUAUAAAAUCUUAUUUAAAAUGCUAUCAAAUAUACAAAUUAAGAUGGAAAUAUUUAUGUUAUUUCAGAAAAAGAAGAUGAUAAAAGAAUUAAAUUUUCUGUUAUAGAUUCAGGUAUUGGUAUAUCUGAAAGUGUUGCAUAUAAUAUAGAAUAAAUGUUAGGUAAUGAUUUAAUUUUGACAUCAAAACUUUCAGAAGGUGCAGCUGGAUUAGGUUUAGGAUUGUUAAAUUCUAAUUAUUUAAUUAAACACUUAUCUUCUUUUUAAUAAGCACAUAAAGAACAUUUAUAAUUUACAUCAAAACUAGGAAAUGGAACUAAAUUCUGGUUUUAUAUUUGGAAAUAUCAAGUAUUAGAAUCACCAUCAAGUUAAUUGGAAUAAAAAUCAAUAAAAAUGAUAGAUAAGAAAGUAUUUCUACAUUAGAAAUCCAAUAUUGCACCACCACUUUCCAGUAUAAUUUAAAAUCCUAAAAGUUGUCCAUCAUAAAUCAUAAGAUUGACUCCAAAUAAAUCUUGCCAAAUUAGUCAAUAACCUUAAAUAUUUUUCCCAUAGAAUAUAAAGGAUGAGAAUAUUAUGAUAAUGGAAGAAGAUGAUAGAACAAUUGCAGAAGAUCCUAAACCUAAUCAUUUACCAGGUUAAAGAGUAAGAUUACCAUCUAUGAGUUCACCAUAAUAUUAAUAUGUUAAAUUACUACUUGUAGAUGAUGAACCAGCUAAUUUAUUCCCUCUUAAGAUCAUGAUUAAAAUGCUUGGUUUUGAGAGUGAUAUAGCUAUAAAUGGAUAAUAAGCUAUUUAAUAGGUGGAAUCAAGAUUAAAUUAAAAAUGUUAAUAUCAUUUAAUUUUAAUGGAUAUUAAUAUGCCAUAAAUGGAUGGAUUUCAAACUACAAGAUUAAUUAAAUAGAUAUAACCUGAAAUUAUUAUAGUAGCUUGUUCAGCUUUUAGUGACAUGUAGACUAAAUAUUAAGCCUAAUUACAUGGAAUGAUAAAUUAUCUUGA